Molecule: messenger RNA, 2037 nt
Organism: Funneliformis geosporum
Lineage: Eukaryota; Fungi; Glomeromycota; Glomeromycetes; Glomerales; Glomeraceae
Source: the annotation of a GenBank genome assembly
AUGGACGAGAACAAGUCACUACCUCUCCAUGUUACAGGAAUACUCAUUUAUCGUAUACAAAGACAAGUUGAAUUUUUAUUUUUAAACGAUACUUUUUCUCACAAAAAACAUUGGACCGCACCGAAGGGUACAGUAAUUCGUCAAGAAGACGAAGUAAAAUGCGCUCUUCGUAAUACUAUUGAAAUAACUGGUCUUUCCGUAAAAGAUUUAAGAAUAGAAGAAGAUUUUAGAGCUGAAAUAACUUAUCUUUCCGGAACGCGACCCAAACGAGUUGUUUAUUAUCUUGCACAAGUAUCAGAUCAUGCUCGCGUUUAUACUACUGGUGAAGGUCUUAAUAUCGCGUGGCUAUCUAUUAAUAAUGCCAUGGAAAAGGCAUUAUAUAAAAGCAUGCAAGAUGUUAUCAAAAAAGCAACAAUUUUUAUUGAAAACAAUAAACCUCCUAAGAAUACUGAAUCUUUACAAAGGUCUAGAAUUGAUAAACAUCAAAUCACCGGCGAUAGGUUAGAUCAUAAAAUGAAAAAUUUAAAUUUGGCUUUACCUUUAGAUUCUCAACGUCAAGCAAUGUCUGAACAAAGACUUAAGCUUGUACGUAAACAACAACGUCAAAAUCAGAAUCAAUCCGAAAAGAAUAGUGGAAUUGUAAAUGGAAAUGGAAAUAAUGGUGGUAAUGGACCAAAUAAUGGAUUCGCAUCACCACUUCACUCCCCUGUUAUGCAAUUUGAAAACCCACUUUAUAAAACAAGAUUGUGUGAGCGUUUUGAAACUGAAGGGUAUUGUCCAUAUGGUCCCAAAUGCACUUUUGCUCAUGGCACCGUUGAAUUAAGAGAAAGACCGGCAAAUGCAGAGGAGAAGAUUGAUACGCCUCCUACUGCAAAAGAUGGCCCUGAUAAUCCUUUAUAUAAAACUCGUUUAUGUGAAAGAUUUAUGAAAGAAAGUUUUUGUCAGUAUGGGCCUAAGUGUAAUUUUGCGCAUGGGGAACAUGAAUUAAGGGAUAGACCAAAUAAUCCCGCCACGAGUAAUCCUCGUGGAGGAGAUAAUGGUGGUGAACGCCAAUCUCCUGAACCUCAUCCGCGUCUUAAUGGUAGUAAUAAUAUCGAACCUGAAAGGAGGACUGUUCCCGUAAGUCCCGGAAUUGGAGGAGGAUUUCGUUCUGAAAUCCAGAAUGGUAUUUUAGGACGUAUUCCGAUUAUUGCGAAUUCUGAUUCGCAUUCUAAAGUACAUAACAGUGCUCAUGUAGAAGAAUCAAAACCCGAAACGCUUGAAGAAGAUAAAAAAGUGGAAAGAUUUCCUGAAGAAAAUAGAGAGGAAGAUGAACACGAGUCCAAAGAAAAACAUAAUGAAUCGAAAGAAAAUGAUGAACAUCGUGAGUUAAAGGAUAGUAAGGAUUUAUCCGUUACCCCUUCCACGGUGUCUUGUAAACCCAUAAGCGGCUCUAAACGUCGUUCUGGAAAAGAUAUUAUCAGUGUGGAUGAAAAGCCAUGGAUGCAAGUUGUUGAACUGUCUAAUGUUGAACUAGAACAACUAGGAAAGAUUAAAAAGGUAGAUCAUGCACCUUCAUCCGAUAGUAAACGCUCUCAUGAUGAUAUUAUUAUUGCAGAUUUGAAAAAAUUUUUUGUUCAAUCAAGAGAACAAAAUAAAUCAAUAUCAGAUGAAAUUAAAGAAAUUACAUUAAUUGAAACAAGAAAAGAUUUAUCCAAAUUUCAAUUAUUUAAUGUUUUACUUCCAAGUAUGUAUGAUGAUAUUUCAUGGGAUGUUGUUAAUAAAGAUUUAGUACAAAAAGAAAAAUUAUUUAAAACGUUUAUUCGAGGAAGCCAAGAUCAAGUUACAUUUUUAAGAUCAUGGGAAAAAUAUUUAAAUACACGUAAUGUUAAAUUAUUAUCGAAGGCUGCUUUACUUUUUAAAUCUUUUUAUGAUAAAGAUUAUGUUGAAGAAGAUUCUGUAUUGGAAUGGUAUAAUCAAGCUAAGGAUACUAGCGAUGUAAAGAAAAGAUGUGCUGUAUUUGUUGAAUGGUUAAAAAAUGCUGAAGAAGAAGAUUAA